Messenger RNA from Cinclus cinclus, 1896 nucleotides. RefSeq names its product potassium voltage-gated channel subfamily A member 5 (gene KCNA5). Lineage: Eukaryota; Metazoa; Chordata; Aves; Passeriformes; Cinclidae. Gene Ontology annotation, molecular function: protein binding; delayed rectifier potassium channel activity. The record is from RefSeq and is a predicted model, not a curated record. The transcript has a single exon. Gene Ontology annotation, cellular component: voltage-gated potassium channel complex; membrane. Gene Ontology annotation, biological process: protein homooligomerization; potassium ion transmembrane transport. The coding region runs from base 1 to 1896 and encodes 631 amino acids.
AUGGAGAUCGCGCUGGUGACUCUGGAGAACGGCGGCACCACGGCCAUCGCGGGCGGCGACGAUGCCGCGGCCGCGGGCGGCCGGGCGCGCUGGCGGGGCAACUUGCUGCACCUCGCCGGCUCGCCGCAGCUGAGCGACGGCAAGGAGAGCUCCCCGCCGCCGCCGCCGCCGCCGCCCGCGGGGGACGAGCAGCGGGAACGGCCCCCGCCGGGUCCCCGGGCAGGAGGCGGCGGGGGCGGCCCCGAGGAGCGGCCGGCGGAGCCCCGAGCGGCCCCCGCGCCGCCGCCGCCGCGGCCGCCGCCCCGCGCCCCGCGCCCCGCCGCGGAGAUGGGGCCCCCCGAGGAAGGGGGACACCGCCGGGGCAUGGCCAUGGCGGCGGCGGGCGACGACGAGGAGGAGGCGGCGGCGGCGGCCGCGGCCAACCCGGGCGCCAUGCAUCACCAGCGGGUGCUGAUCAACAUCUCGGGGCUGCGCUUCGAGACGCAGCUGGGCACCCUCAACCAGUUCCCCGACACGCUGCUGGGGGACCCCGACAAGCGCAUUCGCUACUUCGACCCGCUCCGCAACGAGUACUUCUUCGACCGCAACCGGCCCAGCUUCGACGGCAUCCUCUACUUCUACCAGUCCGGGGGCAAGCUCCGCCGGCCCGUCAACGUCUCCAUCGACGUCUUCGCCGACGAGAUCCGCUUCUACCAGCUGGGUGAGGAGGCCAUGGAGCGCUUCCGGGAGGACGAGGGCUUCAUCAAAGAGGAGGAGAAGCCCCUGCCCCGCAAUGAGUUCCAGCGCCAGGUCUGGCUCAUCUUUGAGUAUCCCGAGAGCUCCAGCUCAGCCCGGGCCAUCGCCAUCGUCUCCGUGCUGGUCAUCCUCAUCUCCAUCAUCACCUUCUGCCUGGAGACCCUGCCUGAGUUCAGGGACGAGAGGGAGAUGCCCGUACCCCUGCCCCCACAAGGUGGAGGUUUGAAUGGCACGCCCGGGGACUCCCCACCCAUGCAGCCUCCCAGUAGCCUGGCUGACCCCUUCUUCAUCAUCGAGACCACCUGUGUGAUCUGGUUCACUUUCGAGCUCCUCGUGCGCUUCUUCGCCUGCCCCAGCAAGCCCGAGUUCUCCCGUAACAUCAUGAACAUCAUCGACAUCGUGGCCAUCAUCCCCUACUUCAUCACCCUGGGGACCGAGCUGGCCCAUGAGCAGCAGCAGCCCGGGGCUGGCAGUAGCAAUGGGGGUGGGGGCCAGCAGCAAGCCAUGUCCCUGGCCAUCCUCAGAGUCAUCCGCCUGGUCAGAGUCUUCAGGAUCUUCAAGCUCUCCAGGCACUCCAAGGGGCUGCAGAUCUUAGGACAGACUUUGAAAGCCAGCAUGAGGGAGCUGGGCCUCCUCAUCUUCUUCCUCUUCAUCGGGGUGAUCCUCUUCUCCAGCGCUGUCUACUUUGCUGAGGCUGAUGACCCCGAGUCUCACUUCUCCAGCAUCCCCGAUGCUUUCUGGUGGGCAGUGGUAACCAUGACUACUGUGGGCUAUGGGGACAUGAGACCUGUCACUGUGGGGGGCAAAAUUGUGGGCUCCUUGUGUGCCAUUGCUGGUGUGCUCACCAUUGCCCUGCCUGUCCCUGUCAUCGUGUCCAACUUCAACUACUUCUACCACCGAGAGACUGACCACGAAGAGCAGGCUAUCCUCAAAGAUGAACACAGUAGUGCCCAGGGCAGCACUUCGGGGGGAGAAGUGAAGAGAAGACCCAGUAAAAACUCUCUGAACAAAUCUGUUGUGCACUUGGAAAACAGUGAGGAGUUCAACAGUGGCACCAGUGGCUCCUUAGAGAAAGCCAAUAUCAAAGCAAAAAGUAAUGUAGAUCUCAGAAAAUCCCUCUAUGCCCUCUGUCUGGACACCAAUAGGGAAACAGACCUGUGA